Molecule: messenger RNA, 2007 nt
Organism: Neoarius graeffei (lesser salmon catfish)
Lineage: Eukaryota; Metazoa; Chordata; Actinopteri; Siluriformes; Ariidae
Gene: abi2a
Product: abl-interactor 2a
Exons: 11
Coding region: 108-1799 (563 amino acids)
Cellular component (GO): lamellipodium
Molecular function (GO): SH3 domain binding
Source: RefSeq, a predicted model, not a curated record
GCUUCCUGCGGCUUCCUGUGCGCGGGAGCAGAGCGCUCGAGCAUUAACGCGCGCGCGUAUAUGUGUGUGUACGUGAAAAAAGCCAAGCCGUAAAAAAGAUGUAAAAGAUGGCGGAGCUACAGAUGCUCCUGGAGGAAGAGAUUCCUGCCGGACGGAGAGCUUUGCUGGACAGUUUCACGAACCUCGAAAGAGUCGCUGAAUACUGCGAAAGUAACUACGUUCAGUCUCCAGAUAAGCACAGAGCGCUAGAAGAAACAAAAAACUACACUACUCAGUCUCUGGCCAGUGUCGCCUACCUGAUCAACACACUUGCGAAUAAUGUGCUGCAGAUGCUGGAUAUCCAGGCGUCACAGCUACGCCGCAUGGAAUCUUCCAUCAACCACAUCUCACAGACAGUGGAUAUACACAAGGAGAAGGUAGCAAGAAGGGAGAUUGGCAUCCUGACAACCAAUAAAAACACCUCCCGCACCCACAAAAUUAUCGCUCCAGCCAAUCCUGAGCGGCCGGUGCGCUACAUACGGAAACCCAUCGACUACAACGUGCUGGAUGACAUUGGCCAUGGAGUAAAGGUCGGAAAUCAGAGCAUGAAGAUGGGGGGUCUUCCUCGGACCACCCCUCCGACACAAAAACCUCCGAGCCCUCCAAUGUCCGGAAAGGGAACCAUAGGGAGACACUCCCCCUAUAGGACACUGGAACCAGUACGCCCACCUGUGGUUCCUAAUGACUAUGUUCCCAGCCCGACACGCAACAUGGCACCUGGGCAGCAACAGAGUCCAGUGCGCACUGCAUCACUGAACCAGAGGAACCGCACGUAUAGUGGGAGCAGUGGAGGCAGCCAUCCCAGCAGUCGCAGCAGCAGUCGAGAAAACAGUGGGAGUGGCAGUGUGGGAGUGCCAAUCGCUGUGCCCACUCCCUCUCCUCCUAAUGCAUUCCCAGCCUCUGCGGCUGGUGCCACCAGCUGUUGUUCUGCUUCAUUUAACUCCACCCAACCUUCUGCUGCCUGCUCCAAGUCUGCACCCACCCAGUCCUUAACCAACCUUACUGCUCCUGCUGAGCUUUCCCCCAUGUCCCCCUCUACUGCUGAGGCUAUAGCUGAAGCCUCUUCGGCUCAACCCCUUACUCCUGCUGCAGCUCCUGCCGCCUCCUCCUCUUCCUCUGCCUCUUCCUCAUCAUCCUCCUCUACCUCCACUACCCCUGCACCAGGCACUGCCCCUCAGUUCUACAGUAUGAACAGGCCUGUAACUAGACAGAUCACGCCCCCUGUUGGUGGCUCUCUGCCUUACCGCCGCCCACCCUCUGUCAGCAGCCAGUCCACUAUGCCUCCCAGCCAGCAGAACGGAGGACCAUACUACAACCAGGGACAAGCCUCAGUGGCACCCCCUCCCCCCUCCAUCCUGCAGAUUACUCCUCAGCUCCCUCUCACUGGCUUCGUGGCUCGAGUUCAGGAGACCAUUUCAGAUGCUCCUCCACCUCCUCCUACAGAGGAGAGUAUGUUUCAAGAAGUGCAGCCUCCUCCUCCACCUCUGGAGGAUUAUGAAGAAGAGGAGUCCUCAGUGGUGGAAUACAGUGACCCAUACGCUGAGGAAGACCCGCCUUGGGCUCCAUGUGCUUACUUGGAGAAGGUGGUGGCAAUCUAUGACUACACACAAGACAAAGAGGACGAACUAUCAUUCCAGGAAGGCGCAAUCAUCUACGUUAUCAAGAAGAAUGAUGAUGGUUGGUAUGAGGGUGUGAUGAACGGCACUACUGGACUCUUUCCUGGUAACUACGUGGAGUCCAUCAUGCACUACACAGAGUGAGGCAUGAACCAGUGCGAUCAGCACUGAAGCCAACACGCAGACAGCCGUUACAGCAGAUGGAUUGGAUCAAAUGUUCAGGCAGGAGCGAUAGUCAUUUGUGAGAAGAGCAAACGUCAGUGGUCGAGAAGCGGACAGUGUUGGCUUUUCACCACGGACCGAAGGGAAGAAAUGCAAUAUCAGAGUAUAAUAAAAUGUACUAACAUUAAAA